Herpailurus yagouaroundi (jaguarundi) is the source of this 1837-nucleotide messenger RNA. It is a transcript of the gene SMARCD3, whose product is annotated as SWI/SNF related BAF chromatin remodeling complex subunit D3. The transcript is spliced from 13 exons. NCBI's taxonomy places the organism in Eukaryota, Metazoa, Chordata, Mammalia, Carnivora, Felidae. The coding region runs from base 300 to 1700 and encodes 466 amino acids. The record is from RefSeq and is a predicted model, not a curated record.
GAGGCAGGACAGCCCAGGGGGUGGACGGAGAAGCAGAGUGGAAAGGGGGGCUAGAGGUCCCAGCAGGGAGCCGGGCCUCGAACCCAGACGAGGCUGCGGAGAGCGAGCCGCCCCGGCCCCCCGCGGGAAACGGCAGUUCAGCGCCGCCUUUGCCGGGAGGAGCUGCGUGACCUUGGCUAGGUCGCUUUUCUCCUUGAGCCACGGUUGCCUCAUCCGUCAAGUGGGGAUGGAAGGACCCCCCUCAGUCUGUCUUGCAGAGGAGCGCGUGGAUGUGAACAUCCGCUGAAAAGCGCCCCGGGAUGCCGUCUGGAGCCCGGAUGCCCCACCAGGGGGCGCCCAUGGGCCCCCCGGGCUCCCCGUACAUGGGCAGCCCCGCCGUGCGACCCGGCCUGGCCCCCGCGGGCAUGGAGCCCGCCCGCAAGCGAGCAGCGCCCCCGCCCGGCCAGAGCCAGGCCCAGAGCCAGGGCCAGCCGGUGCCCACCGCCCCCGCGCGGAGCCGCAGUGCCAAGAGGAGGAAGAUGGCUGACAAAAUCCUCCCUCAAAGGAUCCGGGAGCUGGUCCCCGAGUCCCAGGCUUAUAUGGACCUCCUGGCAUUUGAGAGGAAACUAGAUCAAACCAUCAUGCGGAAGCGGGUGGACAUCCAAGAGGCUCUGAAGAGGCCGAUGAAGCAAAAGCGGAAGCUGCGUCUUUAUAUCUCCAAUACGUUUAACCCUGCGAAGCCCGAUGCUGAAGAUUCCGAUGGCAGCAUCGCCUCCUGGGAGCUGCGGGUGGAGGGGAAGCUCCUGGAUGACGUACGUCCUGGCCCAGGUCUCUCCAGGUGUCCUGGGCCCAGCAAGCAGAAGCGGAAGUUCUCUUCCUUCUUCAAGAGCUUGGUCAUUGAGCUGGACAAAGACCUUUAUGGCCCUGACAACCACCUAGUUGAGUGGCACCGCACACCCACGACCCAGGAGACAGACGGCUUCCAGGUGAAGAGGCCGGGGGACCUGAGCGUACGAUGCACGCUGCUUCUCAUGCUGGACUACCAGCCUCCCCAAUUCAAACUGGAUCCCCGCUUGGCCCGGCUGCUGGGGUUGCACACACAGAGCCGCUCCGCCAUCGUGCAGGCCCUGUGGCAGUAUGUGAAAACCAACAGGCUGCAGGACUCACAUGACAAGGAAUACAUCAAUGGGGACAAAUAUUUCCAGCAGAUUUUUGAUUGCCCCCGGCUGAAGUUUUCUGAGAUUCCCCAGCGCCUCACAGCUCUGCUGUUGCCCCCUGACCCAAUUGUCAUCAACCACGUCAUCAGCGUGGACCCGUCGGACCAGAAGAAGACGGCGUGCUAUGACAUUGAUGUGGAGGUGGAGGAGCCCCUGAAGGGACAGAUGAGCAGCUUCCUUCUGUCCACGGCCAACCAGCAGGAGAUCAGCGCUCUGGACAGUAAGAUCCAUGAGACGAUUGAGUCCAUAAACCAGCUCAAGAUCCAGAGGGACUUCAUGCUAAGCUUCUCCAGAGACCCCAAAGGCUACAUCCAAGACCUGCUCCGCUCCCAGAGCCGGGACCUCAAGGUGAUGACGGACGUGGCAGGCAACCCUGAGGAGGAGCGCCGGGCUGAGUUUUACCACCAGCCCUGGUCCCAGGAAGCCGUCAGCCGCUAUUUCUACUGCAAGAUCCAGCAGCGCCGGCAGGAGCUGGAGCAGUCGCUGGUCGUGCGCACCACCUAGGAGCCCCUGCGGAGGAGCACCAGGAGCACCGCAGAGGGCCUCUGGGCCGGGCCUGCCCCGCCCCCGGGCUCUGCCAUCGCCCCUGACGCCUUCCGGGUGAGGCAGGGGAAUGAUUAAAGCUCAUGCAUCUGAGAGCA